Pseudophryne corroboree (corroboree frog) is the source of this 1131-nucleotide messenger RNA. Its product is annotated as sterol regulatory element-binding protein cleavage-activating protein-like. Gene Ontology annotation, molecular function: sterol binding. The record is from RefSeq and is a predicted model, not a curated record. Bases 202 to 1131 code for a protein of 309 amino acids. Gene Ontology annotation, cellular component: endoplasmic reticulum membrane; Golgi membrane; SREBP-SCAP complex. Lineage: Eukaryota; Metazoa; Chordata; Amphibia; Anura; Myobatrachidae. The transcript has 7 exons. Gene Ontology annotation, biological process: regulation of cholesterol biosynthetic process; SREBP signaling pathway.
GGGUUGCGGGGCGGGUGCUGAGCUCUGUGUGCCGGAUAUUAUCACUCGCUGCUCUCGGGAGACGGCACGGACACCGGACAGCUCUGACAUCCCCGGUCUCCCGCCUUCCAGGUUUCACAUGUUCCCGGUAAGUAGAGAACCGGCGGUGGAGUAGCCUUGGGGGCACAUUACGUGAUGGACCGAAGGUGACAGCAGCUGAGGAUGCCCCUGACUGAUAAGCUACGUGAGAGGAUAUCACAGGCCUUCUACAGGCACGGUCUGCUGUGUGCAUCCUACCCAAUACCCAUCAUCCUCUUCACAGCCCUGUGCAUCCUAGCCUGCUGUUGCCCUCUGUUAAAGCUCCCUCUGCCCGGGACAGGACCAGUUGAGUACAUCACCCCCGUGAAGGAUUACUCUCCCCCUCCAGCUGACGUGAGCCCCGACACUCACAGCGAGCGUCCGGAUUGGUAUCUCGGCCUACCCGUAGCCUACAUCCAGCAAGUCUUGGUUAAAGGGGUGGUGUCUCCGUGGGACAAGAACUUCCUGGCUGUGGAUGUGUUUCGCUCUCCGCUCUCCCGAGUGUUCCAGUUGGUGGAGGAGAUCAGGAACCAUGUUCUGAGAGAGAGGAGCAGCGAGAAGAUCCUGGAGGAUGUGUGCCUGCAGGUGACCGACCUCCUGCCAGGACUGAAGAAGCUCCGGGACAGGCUACCAGAACAUGGCUGCCUCCUGCUGUCCCCAGCUAACUUCUGGCAGAACAGCCGCGAACAGUUCAAUAAUGACCCAGAUCUUAUUCGGACCAUUCAACAACAUGAGCCCAAGACCCUGCAGACCUCGGCCACCCUUAGAGAAUUACUUUUCGGCGUUCCGGGGAAGCAGAGCGGAAUCAGCCUGUACAACCGCAAGCGGAUCGUGUCUUACACCGUCACUCUGGCUCUGCGCACACAUGAUGCAAAAUUCCUGAGUAGCCUGAGGUCUCGCCUCCGACAACUCUAUCCCAGCACCAAUUGCACCUCCCGAGGGCAAAACAUUGUCCACGUCCAUUUCAAGGAGGAGAUCGGGAUCGCAGAGCUGAUUCCUCUGGUCACCACCUACUUCAUACUUUUCGCAUACAUCUACUUCUCCACCAGUAAGUACACGAUUCUCCACCAGUAA